Messenger RNA from Leptonychotes weddellii (Weddell seal), 303 nucleotides. Lineage: Eukaryota; Metazoa; Chordata; Mammalia; Carnivora; Phocidae. The record is from RefSeq and is a predicted model, not a curated record.
AUGGACGGCCAGGAGGCAAAACCCUCCAAUGAAGACGUGGGUGGUAACGCAGGAGAAUACAUUAAACUAAAAGUCAUUGGACAGGAUAACAGCGAGGUACACUUCAGAGUGAAAAUGACAACCCGUAUGAAGAAACUCAAAGAAUUCUACUGUCAAAGACAGGGAGUUCCAGUGCAUACACUUCGAUUUCUGUUUGAUGGUCAGAGAAUUGCUGAUAAUCACACCGCCAAAGAACUGGCAAUGGAGGAAGAUAAUGUGAUUGAAGUUUAUCACGAACAAAUCGGCGGUCAUUCAAUGAUCUAG